Molecule: messenger RNA, 6686 nt
Organism: Tachysurus vachellii
Lineage: Eukaryota; Metazoa; Chordata; Actinopteri; Siluriformes; Bagridae
Gene: atn1
Product: atrophin 1
Exons: 10
Coding region: 358-4944 (1528 amino acids)
Cellular component (GO): nucleus
Molecular function (GO): transcription corepressor activity
Source: RefSeq, a predicted model, not a curated record
UGUGUAUGAGUGCGUGUGUGUAUGUGUGUGAGAGUGUGUGUGAGUGUGUGUGUCUAUGAGUGUGUAUGUACAGUCAGUCCGGUUUGUCCUGCUGUGGAAGAGAAAAGAAAAAGCGGAAGAAAAAAAAAACAUCCAGAGAAAGAUAUGCAUGAUUUUGCAAAGCUUUCAUGAUGGAGAGCUGGAGCGUGCACGCGCCACAUGCGUGUGUCCGCGCGCGCGUGCGGUAGGAGGAGAGAAAAACGCGGGGAAAGAAAAGAGAGAAGGAAGGAGGGAUUCGGCAUCGCAGCGCGAGCCUAGUAUUUAAUCCUUUGAGUGCUGUGUAUUGUGUGUUCAUCACCAAAUGGAAGAAAUGGAGUGAUGAAAACCAGAACUCACAAAGAGCCGAUGCCCGUACGUAGUGGCCGAAGGCGGGGUGGCAGUGAGGAGAGGAGGGGGAGACGUCCACAUCCUAGCCCAUCUCGAGCUGAACGAAAUGAUCGACAAACGAGAGCUGCAGGAGAAGAGCUUGGUUGUUUUAACAGACGACCACAAGGUCAGGAUUCAUCCGAAAGCGAUGGAGAGCAAACUAUUCCUCCCCCGAAAAGACAAAAGGUCCAGGACUCUUUGUCCAGUGCCCCAACAUCAACCCAUUCAACUGGCACAACAACUUUAGCACCACAUCCAACUUCAUGCAACACCCAGUCACGAGAAAGUGACAAUGAAGAUGGUCAGUCACAAGGCAGCCGCAGCUCAGCUGGAGGAAGCUUAGCCAAUAGCAGCAGUAGUAUUAGCAGUGGGCGGGAUAUCGAUCAGGACAAUCGGUCCUCUUCACCGAGCCUCUCUGGCUCCCCAUUGGCCAGUUUGGACUCUGAAUCAGACUCACCGGAUUCACCAAAACAAAGUGGGAAAGUGAAAGAAGGAGUGUCACCUAAACUGGGAGGAGCAGGAAGGGGGAAUGACAGUGGUAGCGGAGAAUGUCGGGACACUGAGGGGGGUAAGGAAGCAGAAAUAUCAGUAUUGAAAUCACCAUCAACUCUUUGUCCUUUGAGUGAGACCAGCAGUGCAAGAAAGACCUACUUUCCAGUUGACCCUAAAGUGGUGCCCAAGAUGGAAUUCUCCAGUGUUGUUGGGGAUGAGGCAUUACAUGGCUGCAGCCGCAGUAAUAUCAACCCCAAAACGGCCUCUCAGUGUGGAGGAAAGAUGGUGGUUGGUGCAACAGAGUUUCCCAACGUUAGCCAUGCUUCCUCCUCUGCUCUUCCACCACCACCUGCUUUGAAACCUCUCGAGGCAGGCCAAAGCACUCCUGUUGAUGUUAAAAUGGAGAAAGUUGAGAAAUGUGAUAAGGCUCCACCCUCUCUGCUACCACAGGGCACCUCCAUACCCCAACAGCCCUCUGUGCCUCGCCACACUCAUCACUACAGCCCAACUACAUUGUCGGGCAGUGCUGUUUCCAGUUGCCCUGGAAACUGGGGAUAUACGCGUUACUCAGGUGUCCACCAUACACCUGUGCAACAGCAACAAUUGCCCUCUGUCUACAACCCCCCAUCCUCCACCCGUCAUUCAUCUCAUCCUCCUUACCUGCCCCCACCCCACCCAUCCCACCCACACAGGGAGUACUUGCCCAGGUACAGCAGUCCAGUGGAGCGGGACAGGACUGCAAAGGACAUUGCAAUUAAAGAUGGCACUGCUGGUUCUGGUGCACACAACAGUGCCAAUAUGGGAAGUGACUUUUUAACUCCUGCUGCAGGACAGAACCGUGAAUUUGGAGCACCGGGCCGAGAUGGGCCAACAGGGGGUCGGGAAUUCCGACCAGGAUUUCGGGAAAGGGAUGCACUGAGAGACUUCUCUUUGCAGAAUCAGAACCAGCAACAUGUAGCACAGAGUCGGGACUUUGCACCUAGUGGAGCAAGUGGGUCAGGAGGUGCAGGUGGAUGUCACCCAAGAGAUAAGGAGGGAAGAUGGGGAGAGUUUGCAAGCCAGAUUAGAGAAGUAGUUGGCAACAGCAAUCCAAAUAAUUUAAACCAAGUAAAUGUUAGCACUUCAAGUUCGAGUUUACCAUCUACUUCUCCACAAAACAGUUCUGCCACCCCAAACAAAGAGUUUCAGUCAACAGUGGAGCAGGUGGGGCAAGGACAUCAAGUUCCUGCUACUGGGUCAGAUCCUCCCCCCACUGCACACUUCCUAAGGGAAUACCCUCAACCAGAGACCAAGGAGUACCCUCCAGCAGGGUCUCAACCUUCAUCUGCCCCUCAUCCUGGUUCUUCCAGAGAAUACCCAAGUCCCACCAGACUUGCUUCAAAUAUGGGCCGGGAUUUUGCUGGAGGGCCUUCUGUUCCCCACCCACACUAUCUGGUCCAGCCAGGCCUGACUGUCCAAUCUAGGGAGAGAGAAAGAGAGAGGGAGAGGGAAAGAGAAAGGGAGAACAGUGCUCCAUCUUCCAUUUAUCAUAAUCGUAAUCACCCACCGUCUCUUUCUCCUUCCUCAUCUUCUUCGACACAUGGGCACCAGCCUCCUGCCUCUUAUCCCCCAACUUCCCACAGCCAGCCGCCUCUUCCACCAUCCACACUUCCGCCUAGUCAGACUCGUCCUGGGCAGUACCCCUCCAAUCAGAGUCCACCCACUACUCUCUCUCCACUUCCUAGUCCAUCGACAAAUCAAAUGGGAGGAUUUCCCCCAUUUUCAUCAACUUCUGCACCGUCGGCAACAGGUGCGGUCACUUCCUGUUUGUCUGGGUGUCGACCGGCUCCUUAUCAUGGCACUUUAAACAGUCACACUCCUUUUGCUGGUGCUUACCAUGGGAAUAGUAACCACAGCAGCACUUCAGCUCCCAGCAAUCCAAAUAGCAACAAUAAUGUUAACAGUCACAUGCAGUUGCACUCACCUACACCCUCCAAAAUCCAGCCACAUCUCUGCAACCCUGUUGGUCCACCAAGUAACACCUCUACUGGUGCUGAUGGCCAAUCUGAGCAGUCAUCUUGUUCUUUGCCGCCACCUGUCAUAAAGGAGGAGCCAAUAGAAGAGAGGGAGGAAACUGAGAGUCCACCUUCUGUGCUUAGAAGCCCCUCACCUGAGCCAAAGGCCAUCGAUAUUCCAAUUCACGCUAGCCAAUCUGCUCGGUUCCACAGGGUUCUAGAUCGUGGCAGUGGGAAUUCAUGUGUUCGCACUGAUGUCAUCUUCAUCCCUCUGGACGGAUCUAAACUCUGGAAAAAGAGAAACGAAGCAAUCGAACGAGCCAGGCGAGAGGUGGAACAGAGAGCUCGGGACUUGAGAGAAAAGGAAAGAGAGCGAGAGAGGGAGAGAGAGAGGGAGAGAGAAAGAGAGAGAGACCUGGAGAGGCAUUUACAGCAGAAGGACAGUAAUCCUGGAGCAGUUCCCCGUCAGGGCACUUCUCUCUACUUCUCUCCUUCCUCCUCUAUUCUCAUGGACCCUUCUUCCUCAUCCUCUUCUCCCUGCAUAAACCCCAACCACCACCCUGCCCACCACCCUGCACACCAUCCUGCCCACCACCCUGCCCACUCAAUCCAUCCAUCUCAUGCCCACUCUCUCCACCCUUCCCUCUCUCAUUCAAUCCCUCACUCCCUUCUUCUACCUUCUGUUGGAGGUCUCGGUCCAUAUCUUGGACCAGAUACACCAGCAUUGAGGACGCUGAGCGAAUAUGCCCGUCCCCAUGCAAUGUCACCACUUGGCUCAGCCAAUCGUGCACCACCCCAUUUUCAUCCCCACCCCCACCCACAUUCACACCCUCACGUCCACCCCUCAAUCUUCCUGUCCCAAUUCCAAAACCCUGCCCUUGCUCAUCCACACCACCUUCCCGCUGAUGCGGCCACCACUGCAGCUAUCCUUGGAUUUCUUUAUGGAACUGGCUUGGAAGGAGGCCAUGGCCACCCUGGGGUGGGGCCGGUGGCAGGGCCCGGUCCAGGAGGAAUGGCAGGACUAGGAGCCGGACUUGGAGGGAUGGGGUUUCCCCACUCUGUGACGGCUCACAGGGAGCGAGUGAAGACAGGGUUUGACUUUAAAAGCGAAUUUGACUCACAUACGCACUCUCAUUCACACUCCUUACUGCUAGGAGGAGGUGCUGGUGGUGGAGCUCCAACCAGUGAGGUUGCUCUUUAUGGAACUCCACCACCACCAGCUCCGCCCCCUCAAUCCCUUGCUACAGUUGCAAGAAAUCCAAGCGCUGUAUCUCAAACGUUGUCAACCCCACCAACUUCUUCUUUGUUACCACCUUCCUUGCCUAGUCAUGCCCCUCCCACUGUAAACCCUAUAGGUCCUGCCCCUCCCCCUCCUCCCCCUGCACCUCCCCCACCUCCUCCUGCACCCAUAGCUUCUUCUGUUCAUCAUCCCUCCUCUCACUCCUCCCAUCCUACCCAGCCGUCAGCCCCUGAAGGUUACUCUGCUCCGAGUCGGACGCCACCUAGCACAGAGAGAGCAAGAAGCGUGGAGAGAGAGAGGGAGAAGGAGAGAGAGAGAGUACUGCCAGGUGGAGACAGGGAAAGAGGAGCCCCAGCAACCCCAGCUGGGGGUGGAACCUCAGGAGGAGGUGGGGCUUCAGGAGGAGGUGGAGCAGGAGAGUCUAUGGGGCGACUGCAAAUGCUAAAUGUGACUCCACAUCAUCACCAGCACUCACACAUUCACUCUCACCUGCAUCUACACCAGCAAGAUACAGCACCUAGCAGCGUGCACCCGCUCAUUGAUCCGUUAGCGACGGGAGCUCCGUUACCACGGCUACCGUAUCCAGGAUCCAUCAUCACACACCCGCUCACAGAGAGCGACGUACUGCGACAGCAACUCUUCGGCGCUCCGUUCCGUGAUUUACCCCCCCACUCCUCCAUGCAUCAUCAGAACACAGAGCUACAGAUCCAGAGACUUGCACUGGAGCAGCAGUGGAUCCAUCACCACCAUCACUCUCUCACACAGGAAGAGUAUUACAGCCACCUGAAGAAGGAAAGCGACAAAACGCUGUGAGCGUGGAACCGAGCGACGGAAAAACACGGGAAAGUGCAAAUAAACAAAUGAAGGAAGUGACAGGAGUGAUCACAAUCUCUUGACACAUAACACAACAACGGUCUGACAGUCUGAGUGCACACUUCUGACACACUGUUUAUCAAACAUUAAGGUUAGUCAUAUUACUUCGACACGGCAGUACAAUGCGUUCUGAUGGCUGAGAAUGACCGCUCACCAUAAUGUGUAUACCACAGCUAUGUAAAAUACUUGUUUCUGAUUGGCUCAAAGGUGACCAUCAUAUUAUAUAAGCAUCAUAUAAAAUGGAGCAACAAUUUGGCUGUGUACAGAAAUAUUUAGAACUUUUGACCAAGAGUCCAAGAGAAACGUCGGCAUUUGUGUAGUGAAUGUUCUUCGUAUUUAGACUUAAGUGCGUGGGUCACACUUUGAUUGUAAAAUAAAAAAAGACCAAUAGAGCAAUGUACAAAUGAUCACUAAUAUUAGCUUACUAUACUGUGUAUCUAGUAGCUAUUAAUAAUAAUUCUUUCAUUUUCUCUUUAAGUUAAUACAACGAUAAAACACCAACAAUGAAGAAGCCACAAAGAACGAAAUUCUCUGUCCUGAAAACCAUUGGUUUGUUAAUUAAGAGCACACUUUUAAUCCAUUUCAAAUGUGACCAAGUAGAACGUCAUCCACACGAAACACUAUGAACUGGUUGUUGCCAUAGAAACACUGACCAAUCUGACCAAUCAGAGAGGAGAAUUCGCCAGCGGUUUAAGUUUAUGAAUUAAAUAAUUCCCCUUAAAUGGCACUCUGUACUGUAGAUUUUUUUUACAUGAAUUUCAGGUUGAAAUAUUAGCAUUUCUCUGGACUAAUCACUUGUCAUAUUAAACAAAAUGCACUUGAAAAGAAAGAAAGAAAAAAAAAAAGAAAACAUGUUUGCUAGAAAAGCACUCAUAAAAAGUUUAAUCAUCUGCUAAAUCUAAAGAGUUGUUCGGUUUUGUUUACACAACACAGCUAGUUAAGUGCGGAACUUUAGUUAGCGUGGCUGUUUGUUUGAAGAAGUCUGUGGAUUGUUGAAACAUCAGAACACGUUUUUCAUUUGUGGCUAGAAGAAAUUUUCCCUCAAAUGAUGAGAUUUUUAAUAUCCAAUAUUGAAUGCAUUGUACGGUGUCAAGUAAAAUGAAAUCAGUUCACUGACGCCAACCUACACCUUCAAAAAUGGGUGCGUAUCAGAAAGGGAAACUUUUUGAUCUAUCAAAGACGUUAAUAAGGACAAACGCUGGAUUACUGAUGUAAUAAACAGUCAUUGUAGUGCACUCAGAUGUUGAGAUCCAGCGACUAAAUCAGACUUUCUCUUUUUUUGUCUUUGCAUGUAGCUAUAAACAAACAAACAAACAAACAAAUGAAAAAGCCCUAACAUUUUAAUUUUUGGGCUAAUACUUAAAAAAAAAAAAAAGUACUUUUUUUUUCUAGUGACUCGCUCCGAGGAAGCGAGCGUGUACUCGAGUGUGCAUGUGUAUCUACACUCCGCUCUCAUACACUCUUUCUUUGUAGUAUUGUUCUUAAUUAUUAUGAUUAAUAUCAAUGUUGUCAGUGUUUGUUAAUAAUUAUGUAAUUAUAUAAACAUUAUUUUGUGUUUUGACAUAUUUUUUUACAUUUUCAUGGUACCGUUUAGUUUUUAUUUUUAUUUAGAAUUUUACUUGUGGGGUGGGGAGGUAAAAAAAAAUUGCAAGAUUCCAAUCAAAAGGAAAAAAGUCUGGAAA